Messenger RNA from Anopheles bellator, 971 nucleotides. It is a transcript of the gene qvr, whose product is annotated as protein quiver. The record is from RefSeq and is a predicted model, not a curated record. The transcript has 4 exons. NCBI's taxonomy places the organism in Eukaryota, Metazoa, Arthropoda, Insecta, Diptera, Culicidae. Gene Ontology annotation, biological process: sleep; positive regulation of voltage-gated potassium channel activity; regulation of synaptic transmission, cholinergic. The coding region runs from base 217 to 687 and encodes 156 amino acids.
CACUCCACGGGUGUACCUUCUACACGACCGACCGCCACCACUCUGCCCUGACCAAUUCACUUCGACUGGCUCGACGGUUCUAGUGUUCAGCUUUCCAGCGGAAUCGGUCCACUGAUGCCAAAGGAUUGCCGAAGUAGUCGGAUCGAAUCUUCAACGUCGAGUUGAAUCAUCAUUGUUUUUUAGAAUAGGCUUUUUACAAUAUAGGUCCCUGUAGCAAUGGAACGAAAGCAGUGGCUUAUAAUCUCUCUAGCGUUAGUAGGAGUGUUUUGGUUUUGGAUCCCCCAGGUUUCCGCCGAGUGCCAAACACGCUCAAUCUACUGCUACGAAUGUGAUAGCUGGACGGAUGCUCGCUGCAAGGACCCAUUCAAUUACACGGCGCUGCCCCGAGAUCAACCGCCCCUAAUGACCUGCAACGGGUGUUGCGUCAAAAUGGUGCGCCACUCGAGAACACCGUACGAGGUCGUGAGGCGAAUGUGCACGUCACAGUUACAGAUUAAUCUGUUCAUGGUAGAUCAUGUGUGUAUGAUGGAAAGUUCUGGCAAUGGCCAUAUGUGUUUCUGUGAGGAAGAUAUGUGUAACUCCAGCCCAAGCUUGCUCACCGCGAACCACCGGUUCACUAUGCACGCGUGCGUCGGCAGUGCGCUCGCCGUUUAUUUGUUACAAGUAGUGCAGAGGGUCCUUCGGUAAGCCUCGUCGCAAAACAACAGGCCACAGGAAAGUUUCUCGAGCUGGUGGCCCACACAAUUCCUUCCACUUUCUGGCCCAGGGUCAGCUAUCGCAAUGUUGACCUGCUUGGGACAUGCAGCGUCGCCGGCCGAGAGACUUGGAUCACGCUUCGCCCUGUGCUGCUGUGAAGCUUGCGAGGCAAAUCGAAAGACUUUUCUUCGUCGCUACCGUAAAAACUCCGUAGUCCGCUCCGCUCGUACUAUUUCUCGCUUUCAACGCCCGCCUGACUUUUUAUGUUUCCGCUC